AUGGAGAAAUAUUUCAAAAGAAAGCUACCACUAGAAUCUGAAGUCACUCCAUUAGUCUCUUCUAAUAAAAAGAAGUUCUUAGAAUUCAAUGUGGAAAGUCUAGUAGCUGAUCCUGGACAACGACCCAAAAUUUCAAAUUAUGAUCCAAAUGACAGAGAUGAAGUUAGACGAGCUUAUUUGCAAAAAGUUCCUUGUCAACCAAGAGAACAUGAUUUUUCACAAACAUAUUUUGGAACUUCUCUCCGUAGAUUUAAUGCUGAUUGGUUUGAUGAAUUUGGCAAUUGGUUGGAAUAUAGUAUUUCAAAAGAUGCUGUAUUUUGUCUCUGUUGCUAUCUUAUGAAACCUGAUGGUGCGAGUGGUGAUGCUUUUGUAAAAGAGGACUUUUCAAAUUGGAAAAAGAAGGAGCGAUUACAAACACAUGUUGGAAAUCAUGAUAGUGCUCAUAAUCAAGCUCGAAGAAAAUGCGAAGCACUCAUGAAGCAAAAAUAA
Molecule: messenger RNA, 489 nt
Organism: Arachis ipaensis
Lineage: Eukaryota; Viridiplantae; Streptophyta; Magnoliopsida; Fabales; Fabaceae
Source: RefSeq, a predicted model, not a curated record